Molecule: messenger RNA, 2827 nt
Organism: Plutella xylostella (diamondback moth)
Lineage: Eukaryota; Metazoa; Arthropoda; Insecta; Lepidoptera; Plutellidae
Source: RefSeq, a predicted model, not a curated record
GCUUGUGUUUGUUUACCGAUGUAAAAUAAUGAAAUUUUUCAAAUAGAGGAAAUAGCUGCAAAAAUUCCAUCAAUAUGUCUAAACAAGAGUUAAUUUUCCAUCCCAUUAUAAGCUCUAUACAACGAAUAGCUUUAUAUGAGACGAAAGCGAGAUUCUACCUGAUCGGGUCGAACAACACGCAGACCCGGUUCCGCGUGCUGAAGAUCGACCGCACGGACCCGCGCGAGCUGGUGCUGGUGGACGACAAGGUGGAGUACAACAAGACGGAGAUCCACCAGCUGCUCGACAUGAUUGGCUUCGGAAACCGCGCCGGACGGACCAGUGGGUUCAAUAAGCUGGUGUCCGCUUUCGGUAUUGUUGGUUUCAUCAGGUUCCUAGAAGGUUACUACAUAAUACUAGUAACAAAGCGGCGAAAAAUAGCCCUGAUAGGCUCGCAUUCUAUUUACAAAAUAGAAGAUACAGCCACAAUCUACAUCCCAAGCGACUCGAGCAAGCCACAGCAUCCCGACGAGCAGAGAUACCUAAAGAUGUUCAUGGCCGUAGACCUGUCCACUAACUUCUACUACAGCUACAGUUAUGACAUCACUCAUACCCUGCAGAUGAAUAUGGCUCCACCCAGGAAGCUAGCACCGGCCUUGUUUCCCAAGCCAGUGACGGCAGCGGUGUACAGAUCCCAGCUGAAGACUCAGGAGGGCGCUGAAGAGGAGGUGAAGACCUGCACGUGCAAGACUGAGGAUGACGAUGAAGACAUAUUUGAGACAUGGAAGACCCAGCUGAAGCAGAGGAAAAAUAAGCCUGGUGAGUCCCCCCGUCCACUCGAGUUCGGCGUGCGCAGCGUGCCGGCGUGGCGCUUCGUGUGGAACAGCCACCUGCUGGCGCCCGCGCACUCGCACCUGCACCCGGACUGGAUCCUGCACGUCAUACACGGCUUCGUGGAACAGAGCACCCUGGCUAUAUUUAGCAGGCCUGUGUAUGUGACGCUCAUAGCGAGGAGGAGUAACAGAUACGCCGGCACCCGUUUCCUGAAGCGCGGCGCGAACCGGCGCGGCGACGUGGCCAACGAGGUGGAGACGGAGCAGCUCGUGCACGACUCCAUGCUGUCUUCUUUUAGUGCUGGCCGAUUCAGCUCCUUCGUCCAACUGCGAGGCUCGAUCCCGGCCUACUGGUCGCAGGACAUCUCCAAAAUGGUGCCCAAACCGGCCAUCUCCAUCGACCUCGGGGACCCCUUCGCUGAAGUACCGGCGAGGCACAUCAACAACCUUAUGCGAAGAUACGGAGCCCCCAUCAUGAUACUGAAUCUAGUGAAGAAACGAGAGAAACGCAAGCACGAGUCGCUAUUGACAGACGUCAUAAGUAAUGCUGUCAAGUAUUUGAACCAGUUUUUGCCGCCCGAACAUGCGAUCCAGUACUUUCAUUUGGACAUGGCCAGGAAGAAUAAGGGGGCCGAUGCUAAGGUUCUGGAUAAACUAUCCGCCAUAGCCCGCGCCGUAGUCCGUCGCACCGGCAUCUUCCUCAACUGUGCCUCGGCCUGGGAGGGGGCGGCGGCGGCGGGCGCGGCGGGGUGGCAGGCGGCGCGGGGGGCGCGGGGGCGCCUGCAGACUGGCUUAGUACGGGUCAACUGUGUGGAUUGUCUCGACAGGACUAACACCGCGCAGUUUGCCAUUGGGAAGUGCGUGCUGGCUUAUCAGCUAUACGCCCUCGGCCUGAUCGCCUCCCCAUCGCUGGAGUUCGACUCGGACUGCGUGCGGCUGCUGGAGGCGCUGUACGAGGACCACGGAGACACGCUCGCGCUGCAGUACGGGGGCUCCCAGCUGGUGCACCGUAUCAAGACGUACCGCAAGACGGCGCCGUGGUCGUCGCACGGCAACGACAUCAUGCAGUCGCUGAGCCGCUACUACUCCAACACCUUCUCCGACGCUGAGAAACAGGCCAGUAUGAACCUGUUCCUGGGCCUGUUCGUGCCGGAGGCGGGGCGCGCCGCGCUGUGGGACUACAGCUCCGACGCGCCCCUGCACCACCCCACCGUCUACAUACCCACCGAGCAUUCAUUGACCAAGUGGUGGGACGACGACGUGCACCGCCACCUGCCGCUGCCCACAGACGAGGUGCGCAAGUUGUGCUGCGAGAUCGUGGGGCUGGCGGGCGGCGCGGGCGCGGAGAUGCUGGACGCGUACAGCGACCAGCACCGCCCCGACACGUAUACUGUGCUGGCAGACUGCUUCGAACUGGAGAUGUGCCACAGUCUGCGCGACAUCGCGCCCGCGUUCACGGAAAACUACAGUCCUUUUGUGGUGCGCGGGCGCGGCGGCGGCGUGCCGGCCUCCACCAACCCCGUCAUUAGCGGACGGUCUAGCACGACUAGUAAUAACUCUAGCGAUUCAAACAGCGACACAUCCUCAGACGACGAGCUAACCUGGUCGGUAACUCGCUCGCGGCAGGUGACCCCCUCCCCGCUGCGGGCGCCCCCCGCGCCCCCCGUGCCCGCCCCCUUCCUCGCUGUCAAGGCGAGCUGUAGGAUCGCGCUGGCUGAGCCGGGGAAACGGGAUACUCUGUUAUACAAACGCUACGUGAACUUCGAGCGCAAAUCGAACCCGUACUACGAGCCAGACAGCGUUCUGAAACUCACAGUGAGCAGUGCGUUCACCAUAGACAGCAGCAUCGACGUCAUCCCGCCGACCGUCACAAAGAGCGCCAAGGAGGUUUAUGCGGCCUACGCGGCGCGCGCGCAGGGAUCAAAGAGGCCGCCAGCGCCAUCUAUUGAUCUGUACAAGCGAUAUGUUGAUUUCAUUGCGUGAGGCAGUUAUUGUUCUGAGAUUACAAUGUGAUA